Messenger RNA from Drosophila obscura, 2040 nucleotides. RefSeq lists its product as uncharacterized. NCBI's taxonomy places the organism in Eukaryota, Metazoa, Arthropoda, Insecta, Diptera, Drosophilidae. The transcript is spliced from 2 exons. The record is from RefSeq and is a predicted model, not a curated record. The coding region runs from base 1 to 2040 and encodes 679 amino acids.
AUGUGGACGGACGUCGAGGCCGAAUACAAGGCCUGUUCCGCGGUGAUGGCUGACGAGGAUCCAGAAAUCCAAGCGGACAUCCGGGAAACAUAUGGCGAAUGCUAUGGGCCACCGUUCGAAGCUAUCCAGGAACAAGUCGCGGGUUUAAACCAAACCGUAGCGGCUGAGGCGCAAAAGCGUUGCCACUUCAUGAUCGGGGCCGCCUCCAGGCCGGGCCUCAAGAUCGAGACCACGGCAUAUGUUCUGCCUCAAUUAGCAGGCAACCUUCCUUCAUAUCCGAUACCGCAGCACUUCUUGGAGAACCUUCCAAACCUCCAAUUGGCAGACCCUUCCUUCCACCGAAGCUCGCAGAUUGAUGUGCUUCUAGGCGCUGACAUCCUUCCUGCUAUCCUGUUGAGCGGCUUCCAGUCUGCCAUUUGUGGCUCGCUGCUGGGACAAGAGACCAUCUUCGGAUGGGUCCUAUCCGGUCCGGUAUCAGCUGACUCGGCUCGGACGGUUUCCGCCUUCACCACGAAGCUCUCGUUUAAUUCGGAUGUCCGACUCGAGAAGCUUCUCACCAAAUUCUGGGAGGUGGAGGACCUUCCGGGGAGACCGACGAGCGAGUCCGAUUCAGUGUGCGAGGAAAACUUCCUCCAGACCACUAAACGAACCCCCGAUGGGAGAUACGUGGUUACUCUCCCUUUCAAGUGUCCAGAAAAAGUCGAGCUAAGCCACUCCAGAAGCGCGGCCAAGGCCCAGUUCCUUAGAAACGAGCAGCGGCUGCAGCGGAACUUGCCGCUCAAGAAGCAGUACGACUCCGUCAUUCAGGAAUAUUUAGAGCUCGGCCACAUGACAGCGGUUACACCUAGUCAUGAUUCCGGCCAUUUCUACCUGCCACAUCACGCCGUGUUUAAACCCGACAGCACCACAACCAAAUUGCGCGUAGUCUUCAACGCCUCCAGCCCGUCUUCCAACGGGAAAAGCCUCAACGACACGUUGCAUGCUGGGCCAGUCCUUCAGUCUGACUUGACCAUGCAAAUUUUGAGGUGGCGCGUCUUUCGCUACGUUUUCAAUGCCGACAUCAACAAGAUGUAUCGGCAAAUCCAAGUGGCUUCCCAACACACGCCCUAUCAGCGAAUACUGUUUCGCGACCGUAACGGGGACGUGUGUGACUACGAGCUCACCACUGUCACUUUCGGAGUCAACUGCGCACCGUACCUCGCCCUCCGCGUCAUCAAGCAACUCGCACAAGAGGUGCGUCCACAGCUGCCGAUGGCAAGCGUCAUCCUGGAGAGCGACAUGUACGUGGACGACGUGCUCGCUGGUGCUCACUCUCAGUCUCAGGCAAUUUCCGCCAUUGCUGAACUACGCGAAGCACUCGACUCUGCAGGGUUUCCGCUCCGAAAGUGGACAGCUAACCAUAAGGGCGUCCUGCGCGACAUUCCAGUCGACCACUUACUCCGCGCUGACUUCCUAGAGCUGGAAGAGAGUAGCAUCGCUAAGACGUUGGGAAUCCGAUGGCAAGCCAGUGCCGACGAGUUCUUCUUUUCGCCUCCCGCCUUAAACGAGCGAAAAUCCUGCACGAAGCGCAAUGUGCUGUCCCAGAUCGCGCAGCUCUUUGAUCCAGCGGGAUGGCUUGCCCCCUUCGUCGUCCAAGCGAAAAUAUUUAUGCAGGAGAUUUGGUUGAGAGAGUUAGGAUGGGAUGACGUCCUUUCUAACGAUCUGUCUCAAGCCUGGGAGACAUUCCUGAAAAGCUUUCCGGCCAUCCAAGGGAUCCGCAUUCCGCGGUGGUUACACGUCUGUCCGAUGGCCAAGGUACAGAUUCAUGGGUUCUGCGACGCGUCUCAACGUGCCUAUGGGGCAGCGAUUUGCGUCCGAGUUGAGCGUCCGCAGGGCAUUGUGUGUACCCUUCUCACAGCAAAAACCCGCGUUGCCCCCGUGAAAACAGUCUCGUUGCCUCGACUCGAGCUGUGCGGAGCUGUCCUUCUGACAGAACUCUCCGUGGCCAUCCUUCCUCAAAUGCCGCUCGACGCCAGCCAGGUGUACUUUUGGCCUGGUUGA